AUGGGCCGGUUGCUACACACAUUCAAGACUACAAUCACGGCGUCGCAAAGCAUGAAGCUUUUCACUGCAAGAAGCAAAGUUCUCAACAACAUUGUCCACUAUGCGUCGGCUGAUCUUACAACAGUUUUGAUGGCCAAGUACAACAAUGACCGACACGAUCAUUUGCGCCAAGCUGAAGAUCUUGCGCAUUUUGCACAGUCUGUUGAGCUCGAGAACAAGACCGGAAGGACGUUGGGAAGCGACGACAAUGUGAGCGAAGACUGGAUACUCGACAGCUGUGCCAGUCGACACCUGGUGAACGACGAUCGCCUGCUGAUCGACGCAGAGAUUUGCAACGAUGUAGUCUCGCUAUCUGAUAACGAGAAGGUCGGUCUGUCCAAGGUCGGUAGUGUGAGAAUGUCCGUCGUUGCCAAUGGACAAGAAAAAACAGUUCAACUCAUGGACGUCUACUAUUCACCGAAUCUGGCCCGCAACAUCAUCAACUAUGACAAGCUUGAUCAAAAGGGAUACAGUCUUAAGUAUUCUAAUGGCAAGCGAUCAGUAGCUCGACGGAGUGAUGGCCAAGUCGCGUUCGACGUGACGAUGGAGAAUAGUGUGCUAAUUGUCGAGACAGUGAUAAAGAGUGUACGCCAAAAGGAGACAGCGAAUGUUAUAAUGGCUGCCAUUCACGAGAAGGCAGCAGACGAAAUGACUUCGGCGACGCAUCGUGGCUCGCUGCUAUACUUUCAUCAACGUCUGGGGCAUCUGUCGUACGAUGCAAUUGAGAAGAUCGCAAGAAAUCCAAGCUCGGGUAUCGAGCUGACGGACCACAAACGGAUGACAUGCAUCACGUGCGCGCAAUCCAAGCAGACAAAAAACAAGCAGAACCAGAAAGACUCUGGACAGAACGCCCCGAUCGACUGCAUUGGCGGUGUCAUCUGCUCGGACCUAAAAGGUCCACUAACGCCUGCGGAUCGACUCGGAAACCGAUAUCUGAUCGACUUUAUCGAUUACAAGACCAACUACUGUCGAGUUUUCUUAGCUCAAACCAAGGACGCUGCGGCAAAGAAGUUCGAACACUUCUUGGUGCUCUUUGAGCGACGUUUUGAGUGCAGAAUCGCGGUUCUCAGAACAGAUGGCGGUGGAGAAUACCAGAAUGUUGAUCUGUUCUGCAAAUCGACAGGCGUUGCAAGACAAGUGAGUGAAGCGCGAAAUCAAGCGUCGAAUGGGAAAGCCUAA
Messenger RNA from Hyaloperonospora brassicae, 1218 nucleotides. The record is from the annotation of a GenBank genome assembly. Lineage: Eukaryota; Oomycota; Peronosporomycetes; Peronosporales; Peronosporaceae.